AUGUUUAUAACGUCGAAAAAGCGUCGUAGAGUGGUUUACAUUGCCUCGGAAAGCUUAGCUAAAAUCUCUGCGCGCUUACCGUCCAAUCGCGGACGCGCUGUGCUCGUGCACGGGCUGGCAUCUUCGCUCGGACUAUUAGCGAAUCUCGCUGGAACUCGCGAUGCCGCGCACGAGGAGCACGACGUGGAUGACUUGGCAGAGGAUGAGGACUCGGAAAGUGGCGGGGAUGAAUCAACAAGCAUACGCGUUCUUCGUCCUGAACUCGCAGCGGAGGAUGACUUGCUCUCGUUCCAUGACACCGACCUCGUUGAGCGACUCUUAUCAGGACAAGAUGCCGAACCAAACGACGCAGGGUAUGGACUCGAGGAUGAUUGCGCACCUUUCCCUGGGAUGCGGGAGUAUGUCCUGGCUGUAGCCGGCGCAUCCCUCGCCGCUGCCCGUGAACUGGUCGAAGGUCGGGCAGAUGUGAGUAUCUGCUGGGACGGAGGCCGACAUCAUGCACAUAAGUCCCGCGUCUCUGGCUUCUGCUACGUGAAUGACUGUGUACUCGCCAUCCUCGCUCUCCGUCGCCUUCGACCACCGCCUCAUCCUCCAGCCACAACAGGACCCUCGAUAUCGCGCCCGAAACUGGAGCGAGCACGAGUGAUGUACCUUGAUUUGGAUUUACACUACGGUGAUGGCGUCGCCGGUGCAUUCUGCGGCCCGAACCGUGCCAAAAGUUCCAACGUAUUGACAUUGAGCAUACACCACGCUGCUCGGGGCUUCUUCCCACUUGCGCCAUGUACGCCGGACCUGCUCUCCUCGGAGCCGACGCACGCAGCAAGCGGAGCGGGCCCACUUGCAACCGAAGACGACCCAUACUCGCUGACUAUUCCUCUUCACGCCGGCGCUUCAGCACGCACAUACGCGGCGAUCUGGCCCGGCGUGGAAGCCGUAGCGCAUGCAUUCGUACCGCACGCCGUUGUAGUGCAGUGUGGUGUCGAUGCGCUCGCGGGAGAUCCGUGCGCAGUGGGAAACUGGUGCUUGGGAGGGGAAGGCGGUUUGGGUUGGUGUAUUCGGAGGGUCAUCGAUGAGUGGGGGUGCAAGGUGCUAUUGCUCGGUGGCGGAGGCUACAACUCGCCGAACGCGGCGCGGGCAUGGGCUUACUUGACCUCCAUCGCCAAGGGAGAACCGCUCUCGCUCGAGACGCAUAUACCGGAUCACGCUGCGUUCCCUGCGUACGCACCGAGCUUCACCCUUGACGUUCCUGCAGGAAACGCGCGCGACCAGAACGACGAGGCAUACGUGCAGCGCCUGGCAGAUGAACUCGGGAAUGCGGCUGAAGUUCUUCGCUCGCGUGGGGCAGGAGUCUAG
This is a messenger RNA of Peniophora sp. CBMAI 1063, 1353 nucleotides long. Lineage: Eukaryota; Fungi; Basidiomycota; Agaricomycetes; Russulales; Peniophoraceae. The record is from the annotation of a GenBank genome assembly.